Messenger RNA from Stegastes partitus (bicolor damselfish), 7020 nucleotides. It is a transcript of the gene nacad, whose product is annotated as NAC alpha domain containing. The record is from RefSeq and is a predicted model, not a curated record. Gene Ontology annotation, cellular component: nascent polypeptide-associated complex. Bases 275 to 6874 code for a protein of 2199 amino acids. The transcript is spliced from 10 exons. Lineage: Eukaryota; Metazoa; Chordata; Actinopteri; Pomacentridae.
CAUCUCUGCCUCCUUCGCUGUCCGUCUGCCUCAUUCUGUCUCACACACAAACACACACUCAUAUAGACAGACACGUGCUGCAGGGGAGAUCUGAGAGCUGGGUCGCUGAGCAUUCACAUCCCCCCCUCCCCAUCCUCCUCCUCCUCCUCCUUCUUCUUCUUCUUCUUCUUCUUCUUCAUUCUCCCUCUCACACACUCUCUCUCCCUCUUCACCUUGUCUGUUCCGGCUGUAUGGUUUAUCGUUGCGUCAGAGCCACAGAGAGCCAGCGAGAAGCAUGCCGGGGGAGAGCACUCACAGAUCCGUCCCCACCGACAAGCAUCCAGAGCAGGGGGCCGAGGAGACGGGGCUCCCUGGACCAGACAUGACCAGACACCCGUCUACUGACUCCACCCCGAGUGACAGCGGCUCCUCUCCUAGUGACAGUGGUUCCAGUCCUUCUCCCAGUACUCCACAGAAGCUUCUCCCAGCAUGCACUUCUCCGUUUGGACCGCGACUAUUUCACGUGACACCCAGCUCCUCUGGCACUCCGAGACCUCAACCUGAAGGCUCCGACCAUCGCAACAACAACACAUCCAGGCUGUCUGGAAAAUUAGGCGGUCAUGGACCAUGUGGCCGCCACGUCCCUGUUAAGAUGGAGCGAAUAAAGGUCCUGACUGGUUCUGAAGUGGAGAGUGACUAUCAAGAGCCGCACACCAUCGACACCAGGGUGGUGAUGGGUCAAGAGACGCUGCUCAAAACAACAGAGAAAGGAAACCCCCUCGUUGCACCAAGUGGUCAAGCAAUCCCUUUGCCAGAUAUUCCGAGCUAUUCAGAUUCUCAGGCACAAGCGAAAGAGACUCAGCUGGAAACCAGAAAAGACGAACACCAAUCCCAAAACCUUCGAAAACAGGAGGAUCAGCAAAAAGAAACAGUGCAGCCCUCGACUGCUCUCCCUUCCUCUUUUCACAACCCCCUGCUCCCUUCCUCUACCUCCCCAGAGCCAGUCACCACAGAUGACAGUUUGAUAGACAACAAGGAAGAGGGCGAAACCCCCUCUCAAGAUGAAGUGCCUUCCCUCGCUUUUUCUGAGCUUGCCUGUCCAGUUGCUUUAUCCUUCUCUGAACCAACCUAUACUGUUGACCCACUAAGAGUGGGCGUGCCCUCAUCUCUUGACCCAGACCUUUACUACACUGCCCCUUCCACCCCGAUCAAGAUGGCUUCUCGCGCUUCGCACCUUAAACAUCAUUCAUAUCCGGGUUCCCCAGCCUGCCCUCUGUCCCCCGGCUCUCCCUCUGACAGCGAAGACCUCUGUUCGCCUCUCACCUCUCCUUCUGGCUCUUAUAUCACAGCAGAGGGAGGCAGCUGGGCCUCCUCCUAUACAUCCUCCACCUCCCCAUCCACCUCCCCCAACCUGCUCCUCACAGAAGAAACACAGGAGGCCCCUGCUUGCUUUGUGAGCUCCUUAUCUGAGAUUGGAGAUGAAGUUGGAGAGGAAAAGGGGCGAGUAGGUUCAGAACGGGAGGAGGAAAGGACUGGGGACUUCUGCCUGUACCAUCCUGAGGCUUUUGUUAUGAAUUCCCGGAUAGGUAUAACAGACACAGUAAUCCUUGAGGAGGAUGAAGUCCUAAAGUCGGAGGAGAUCAAUAUUUCAAGAGAGAGUUGUCGUCCUUGCUGGGUGACUGAGGAUACAUCCCCUCUAAGGAGCAGUAGCACCAGUGACUCCCAGGAGGAUGGGGGAGAGUCUGAAAGUUCACUCUGUCCACUAGAGGAGGCCAGUGCAGGGGCAGCAGAGUACUCUAGAUCCAUGCAGACGGGCCUGAGGCUGCACCUGGAGGCAUGUAUAUCAGAGGAACAUUAUGGCCAGAUGGACAGCCACCCAGAACUUCCCUCCACUGCCUUGACUCCUGACACAGAGAACAUGACCAUGGCCUCAUCCAGCCUUAGCCCUGACUCCCCUGUCCUCCCCCUGGAUGCCUUCUGUCCUGGAGCCUUUGACCGGCUUGGCCCCAGUUCUUUCAUCCUCUCCCAGGCAGCCUGCUCUGAUGAUAUACCCGACGAGGAGAGGAUGAUCCCUGCCUCCCUGAUCUCCUUUCCCCUCCACACCAGCCUGAUCUUUAAGGCUGACUCGAUGGAAAUCACCCUGUUCCCCACAGAGGAGGAGAAUGAAAUAGAGGUUAAUGACAGAAACGAAGGAAAGGAUGCGUAUGCAGCAGGAGAGGAGGAGGCAGAUGUCGAGGAUGAUGAUGACGAUGAUGAUGAUGAAGAUGACGAUUAUGAUUAUGAUGAUGAUGACGGCAACGCGAAUGGAGCUGCCGACAGUGAUGAAAAUGAGGAAAAUAAUAAAGAAGAUGAGGAAGCAGGGGAGGAAGCUAAGGUAGAGGUGAAAGUGGUAGAAGAAGAGGAAGGGGAGGAAGAAGAGGAGCAGGAUGAUGAUGAUGAUGAUGAUGACGAUGAUGAUGAGGAGGAGGAGGAGUGUGAUAGCAAAGCAGUGGAGGAUCCUACAGAUGAAGACAGCUCAGCAUCUUUCCUUCAUUCACUCUCAGAAACAUCAAUCAAUGAGGGGUUGGAUGAAUCUUUCUGCUUCCAAGACGAUACAGAUGACUCAUUAGAUUCUGCCUCCUAUAAUGGGGAGGAAGAUGAACGUCUGUACAGCACCGAGAGGCAUGCACAAUCACUAGAGCCCACAUCAGCAGAGGGACCAGAACCUGAACAGAGGUCUGCCACUGAAACAGGGCAAACUGAACCUCCGCACAUACAACUGAGCAUGGACAAAGUCGUGGCUCACCCCAACACAACUUGUCUUUCGGAAGCCAUUGCAGUGCACCCCCAAGACAACAAUGAAAAACCUCUGGAUGAGCCCCAGUCAGACCAGGAACUGGGAUCUACCAGUGGAACAGGUCAGACAAAAACUUCAGACGUGAGCACAGACAAACCAAUGGAUCACCAGAAACUGUCCGGUCCUACAGAAGCAAAUUCUUGUCAACCAGAAUCCUCCAGUAACCUUAACAAGAGUGGAAAUGAGACUGAGAUGAUGGGUAAUGUUCUUUCUUCGAACCCUGCGGAGCAGCCCGAGGACAGCCCUUGUUUUAACCCUCCUGUUGUCAUACGUGCUUCACCUGACUCUGCCAGCUCUCCUGCUUCUGUUACUUCUGUGCAGGAGUUCAGUUCAGUCCUUCCAGAAGAAUCAGCUGAGGAAAAUACCCAAGUGAAGGAUUUGAAAUUGCACAGUGAUUGCUCAGGAGCAGAGACAACAGACGAACCAGAGAGAGACUCUUUCAAAUUGCUAAUCAAGCCUCGUCAUUACCAUUCUGAAAGUCAAAGGACUGUAGGAGCAAGCAGAGUUGUGUUAUCAAAGUCUUUCUCCAGUAAAUAUGAUGUGCCUGUUGGGGCGGAAGCCAUGUGUAGAUCCAGUAUUCAGUCUGACAUUGAGCUUGACCAGAAAAAUGGUAAUGCUUCAGCUGAACCUAUGAGCAUGGACUGCAGAAUUAGUGAUUCUGGUCCCUCUCUGAACAUAGUCACUGCUACCAAUGACUUGAAUAAAGGCGUUCUUCUGCUGUCCUGCCCUAAAGACUCAAGUCCCAACCCCAGUAAUAUCCCCGUUUCUGCCUCUCCUGAAGUCAUCUCAGAACUCGGUGACAAUCUGGCCCUGACGCCUGAACACUGCCCCGGUGAUUCUGCCCAGGAGAACCUUCGAGAAAACACCCUGAGCACCGAUGAGGGUGUGCUGGGAGCUGUCGGAUCCCCACACUCCCCUCUUGCCAUCUCACCCAAAAGGGAAAACUCAGAAACAGACACGAGCAGAGAAAUGGGUCCCGGAGCCGGUGCUUGGUGUGAUGCCAGGAUGGGGCUGGGGUUUCGUCUCGGUUUAGGAACAGGGGCUGAGUUUGGUGUCUGGGGAGCUGGUGAGUCUCUCUCCUUGUCUCUGGGGAAGAGAUACGAGUUAGAGACGGAGAGCUUGCUCAUGUGUGACACUGAAGGCCAGAGCACACAGACAGCCAUGGUUCCUAAUACAAGCAGUGAAGUGUGUAAAAAUUAUGACAAUGUUCUGGGCUCGAUUCUGGAUGAAGAAGAUAACAACAGUCUGUGUGGAAGGAAGGACCAAAUAGUGGAUGAAGAACUGGUCGAAGAGGCAGCUUCUGAGUCCAACUUGGCCCAUUGGAAGUCCAUUGAGGAGAUCUCAGAGGCAGGCGGAGGAGAGGACGGAAGCUCCAGAUUCCCAGAGGACGAUGUCAGUAAUCUAAAUCCAGACAAUGAUGGAGAUAACACAGACACACAAGACACUUGGCAGAAUUCUAACAAUAACAAUGACUCUGCCUUUGACUCAUUGGGAGUAGGAAUGUAUGGAAAUCUGAAUGCUCUAUCAGAGGAAGUGAGACACCAGAGUGUGAGUGUCACUGUUAGAGAGUCUGUGUCUAAUAUUCCACUUGAAGAGAUGCCACCUCAGGUUUCAGAUAUGAUUCCUGAUAAAGAGAAAGAACCAACGGACAGAUCUAUAAACCAGACAUCAGACAUAACGCAGACACCAUUCUGCAAGGAAACUGUCUGUGGCAUCUCAGUGCCAGUAGUCGAAACUCACGAAGAUGCAAUAAACAAACAUUUCAAUUCACUCGAUAAGUCGAGAUGUCGUACUAAUCCAGAGUGUCAGACAAUCCCUCCAAAUUCAACAUUUUCUUUGCCACAAGGAUCCUUUGGAUCCUUCACUCCUAAAUGCAAGUCUGACAAUUCCAGACCAAGUAGAGCUUGUCAAGACAAGGUGGAAAAUACUGGUUCUCUGUCAGAAACAGAUGUGGUGAAGCCUCAGACCGAAGGCCAAAGAAAAUGUGAUGUCAGUCCUGUGACUGACAGAAAUGUCGAUGAACCAAAGACUAAAGAUGCCUUUACAGGACAGCAGUGUGUUGUUUGUAACUCAGGGGAUGAGGAUGAAGAAGAAAAAGUGGAAGGAAAAGCAAAAAACCGGGGCGAAGAUAAAGAUAAGAAGAACAAAAAGGAAAGAAAACCUUCUUCUGCACAGAAUGGCCCAGAGCACUUUGUGUGUCACACCCCUAAGGGGGGACUUUGCACAGAUACACCGAUUGCUGCUAAGAAAGGGAGGAGAGGGAAGCAGAACAAACAAAGGGCAUCCCAGACAGGCAGUCAUGGCGACUCCAGCCCUGAAUCUGUAGACGAUCCAAAGAAACCUUCUGUUCCAUUAAAUACAGCAGCAGAUGGAUGGUCAAAGGGGAACUCAGACAAUUCUAAAGCUAAGAAAGGCCGCAAUGCAAACAACAACUUUUCCGCACCCGACAGUCAACAGAGGACAUCCGGGACAAACAAAGUUGAUACUGGUUCACAGAUGCAAGGGAAUAACAGUCCCAGUCCUGAUGUCAAAACUCCCAGCCAUGGACACUCCAACUCUGCCACACUUACCCCAGACAAUCUCAACAUUGUGAUGGCAAUGAACCAAGACUUACAGCAGAAGCAGGAGGUGCUUGAUAACAGACCACUGUCUGAUAGUCAGAGAGGAAUUACAGUGGACAUUAAUGACAACAACAUAAACACAGGCCCUCCUACCCACAACGCCAUAUCAUACUCCCUGACCCCACUGUCUUCCUCAACAUCUCCUGUUUCCUCCUCUUCAUCCUCCUCCUCUUUACCUUGUGCCUCAACAGAACCAGAGAUUCAUCUUGCCACACCUGUGCAGGAAUCCCAACCUGUCCUCUCAGCCCAACAACAAUCUUCACGAGCCACGUGCCACACCACCUUCCCCACAUCACAGCGAGCCCCUGAUUCCAGAUUUCUUCCUAACAACAACCUCCAAGAGGUCACUGAUGUUCUUUCUGCAUCAAGCACAUCUGCCACAAGUGUCUCUUCACCCUCAUUCUCCACUGCCAUGCCGCUAAGCCUGUUCCAAGCUACCCAGGAGUUGUCUUCACCCGGCUCGGGGACAUUAGACCCAGUAUGUCCUCCAGACUCUCGUUCCCGUCCUCAGUCUCGGUCAUAUUCACAGUCUCAGGCUAAUGCCAACAACCAGCCUCACAAACAAACCAAGCAAGGUCACUCGUGGAGCACACAAGACAAAUGCAGAGGUCCUGGUUUGGCUGAAGAGGAGACGGACAGCGAGGAUGACAGCGUACUGCCCAGACAUGCUCAGAGAUCCCUGUCCAGAGGAGUUACAGGAAGCAGAAAUGGAUUAUUGCAGAUUGAGUCUGGUGUAGCCAAUCAACGGGAAAUCCAACCUUUCUCUACCCACAAACUAACUGAGAGACAGUCGGGCUGUCCAAUCAGCCACAGCCACAACAUUUCUGAAGAGAUCGACCUCUCCUUCAAAAACAACUGCUCCAUACUGGCUUCCUGUAAUGAGUCUGAGAGCGAAGGGUCGGUGCCUGAGCUGGAAGAACCAGAACCGCUGAGACCAUCAGAGCCGCAGUCUAUCUCCUCUGCAGAUGAAGGGCUGAACAGACCAAAACAGAGCCGCAGUGAGAAGAAGGCCCGCAAGGCCAUGUCUAAACUGGGUCUGAAGCCAGUCCACGGUGUGACCAGAAUCACCAUCAGGAAGUCCAAGAGCAUCUUGUUUGUCAUCAGCAGACCAGAUGUAUUCAAAAGCCCCGUAUCAGACAUCUAUAUUGUAUUUGGAGAGGCAAAGAUUGAAGAUCUUUCUCAGCAGGCUCACAAAGCCGCUGCAGAGAAAUUCAAGGUGCCUGUGACCUCGUCUCCUUUAGCGCCACCUGUCCCACCCAGCCUCACCAUCAAAGAGGAGAGCGAGGAGGAGGAAGAGGAGGUGGACGAGGGAGGUCUGGAGCAGAGAGACAUCGAGCUGGUGAUGGCUCAGGCCAACGUGUCACGAGCCAAGGCCGUCCGCGCACUGAAACACAACAAGAAUGACAUUGUGAAUGCUAUCAUGGAGCUGACCAUGUGAGCGGUGAGGACGUUGUGACUCCUGCCUCCCUUAUUCCAGCCUAUAAAGCCUAAAACACCACUGACUCUUCUGUAUCGCUGCUGCUGUAUGUUGCAUCCCCCAAUAUCUGCUAAAUAAAGUCUGUUCCAACGUGGGCUCUGACUGCA